CUUCAGUAUUGCCGUAACUGGCGUCGGUGUCGGUUGUUUUAAACAUAAAACAAUCGCGAUUUUUCGACAUGCACAUGUUUAGUACGCGCAAACGUUAACGUGAUUAAAAAGAUACAAAACAAUUAUUACAAAAUUCAUUAGCAACACUCCACAAUGCCGAAUAAUUAAUAGAAUUAGAAUAAAUUAUUAAAAAAAAAAGAAAUGGAACCGGAUCCUUUAAUCGAGAGUAACAACGUUUCGUCCCUUCCAAAAGGGUCGUCGAAAUCAUCAUUGAAAUCGACUUUCGAGUUUCCAAAAUGUCAUCAAAAUCAUCAUUCUAUGGUGACGAGCUCCUCCUCAUUUUCAACGUUAAAGAAAACGAAAAAACACUUGGUGGUGUGUGGUGUGUGUGUAACUUUAGUGUGUUUCCUGUUAGCGAUUGUUGUGUACAGCUCUUGGCGUGAGGUGAUGUUAAAUGAUCGCCUCAAUCAGGUCGAGGAACGAUUGGUAGCUUUGGAAAGGAGAUCAACGUCGCCGUUUCAACAGGAAAGCUUGGACGUUUUCGUGGAACGUUACAGGAGGAGCGUCGAAUCGAGACUCAAACAAAGGGUGACCAGGGAGGUUCUCGGACAUCAACGAACCCUUUUUGAUCAAGAAGCUAAAAGAAGGGAUGCUAGGGAUGUUAAUGAUUGUACAUGCCCACCGGGACCACCUGGACCUCACGGACCUCCUGGAAUUCCAGGAAAAAGGGGUAGAAAAGGCAAAAAAGGUGACCCCGGGGAAGCCGGAUCGCCGGGUCAAUCUGGUAUUCGCGGUUAUCCAGGAUUUCCGGGCCCUAUUGGACUUGAUGGCCCGAAGGGUGAACCUGGUCGACCUGGAGAUAAGGGCCAAAAAGGUGAAGUGGGUAAUCCGGGAUUCGACGUUCUUUCAGCUGUAAAGCUUCCCGGAAGGGGUUUAAAACGAUCGGUGACAACGUUACGUGGGGGCACAUUGGGUUAUGCUGAAAUAGUCGCCGUCAAGGGCUUACAAGAAAGAGGCCAUAACGUUUCCGCUGAAACUAUCAUCACACUUAAAGGUGAACCUGGAGAACCUGGUCCGCCGGGUCCUGCGGGUCCUCCAGGUCCCGAAGGCCCAUCGGGACACGAUGGAAGACAAGGAAUACCUGGUGAACCUGGACCAGUGGGCGAACGAGGUGAACAAGGUCCAAUUGGACCGGUUGGACCACCCGGAAUCGAUGGAUUAAUAGGACCUAAGGGCGAAAAAGGCAACGUUGGCCCCCAGGGUUACACCGGACUUCCCGGAAACAUGGGACUCCCUGGCGACAAAGGUGAUAAAGGCGAAAGAGGAUUAACAACGACAUUAACCGGGGAUCAAUUUCCAACGGGGAUCAUCGAAGGUCCUCCAGGACCUCCAGGACCACCCGGUGAAAAAGGCGAACCGGGUCCCGUCGGACCUCCAGGACUCCCCGGGGACAAAGGGGCGCGUGGGAGACGCGGAAAAAGGGGUCCUGAAGGUUUGGACGCGUCCAUUUUAAGUAGGGGCCCCCCAGGACUCCCCGGGGAUAAAGGGGACCGAGGCGAUGAAGGCCCAAAAGGUGGUAAAGGCGAAAUAGGCCCUAAAGGUGAUGUAGGCGCCCAAGGACCCAUCGGCGAAACGGGAAUAAAUGGUGAAGCUGGACCGCAAGGUCCACCUGGAUUACCAGGAAUGACUGGUCCCAAAGGUGAAAAAGGUGAAUACGGAGAUAUUGGACCCCCGGGGUUAAUGGGACCACCGGGACUUCCUGGACCACCAGGUUAUCCAGGACAAAAAGGAGAAAAAGGGGAAAAGGGAGAGUCUAAAUACAAGAAAUUGAGGCGACGACAGUUCCAGGGAGAUGGAACCGGAGAAAUAAUUAAUGGGGAUAGAGAUAUUGUAAUGGGUCCCCCAGGACCUCCGGGUCCUCAAGGAACUCCGGGACUCCAAGGUCCACCCGGAAUCAAAGGAGAUCGAGGGAUGGAUGGUAUAAAAGGAGAACCAGGUGAAAAGGGAGCUAGAGGUGAUCCAGGUCCAAUGGGAUUACCCGGGCCAAUGGGUUUGAGGGGUGAAAGUGGUCGACCCGGAGACUACGGAAAACCGGGGCCGAUGGGACCGCCUGGAUUAGAUGGAAUGAAAGGUGCUCAAGGUGAACCAGGAACGAAAGGUGAACGGGGUGAUCCUGGAUUACCUGGUACAGAUGGAAUUCCAGGACAAGAGGGUCCUAAGGGUGAUAAAGGAUUUAAAGGUGAACCUGGUCCUUUAGGAAAACGAGGCCGGAAAGGUGACAAAGGAGACAAAGGCGAUCAAGGAGUUCCCGGUUUAGACGCACCGUGCCCUCUAGGAGCCGAUGGAUUACCUUUACCAGGAUGCGGAUGGCGACCACCAAAAGAUAUUUUAACAUAUUCACCAUCUACUCCGGCUACCAAUUCACAUUUCGACGAUGAAGAGCCACCCGAAGAAAUUGGAAACGAAGGUGAUUAUGAAGAGGGCGAAGAAGAUUACCCAGAGGAAUAUCCGGAUCAUUUAAAUUCAGCUCUUCCGGUUGCUUCUGUUGAUAUUUAACAACUAAUCAUGGUUUUUUGUUUAACUAACAGUUUAAUUCGAUGAAAAAUUUAAAUCAAUGGAAAUUGAUUAAAGACGUUGCAAAGAAGUUUUUUAAAGUACUUACAGUGAAAGUGCCCCAUAACGAGUUAUGUAUAUAUUAAGAUUUCCUUUUUUCAGGUUUUCGUUACACAAAAUAACAAAAAUUUUUGUAAUUAUAUUGUACAUAAAAAUAUGACUAUUGAUAGAAAUGUCAAGUGGUAGAAUAACUAUAUGAUAGAUUUAUUAAUAAGUAGAUUAGAAUAUUUGUAGUAAUUA
Messenger RNA from Onthophagus taurus, 2853 nucleotides. Its product is annotated as collagen alpha chain CG42342. Gene Ontology annotation, molecular function: extracellular matrix structural constituent conferring tensile strength. Gene Ontology annotation, cellular component: collagen type IX trimer. The record is from RefSeq and is a predicted model, not a curated record. NCBI's taxonomy places the organism in Eukaryota, Metazoa, Arthropoda, Insecta, Coleoptera, Scarabaeidae. Gene Ontology annotation, biological process: extracellular matrix organization.